CAGAAAGAGGGCCGUUCCAAGCUCGCCAAAAAAAAGAAAAGAAAAGAAAAAAAGCCCAUGAAAUACAUUAUCCCAGCAAUGUUUUGUUUAGUAUUUAUAUAUACACCAAGUAUUCCUUCCUUGCCGACCAACUGUUUGUUUACUGAACUCAGUGAGAAAGAAGAUAUGAGCUCUCCACUCUCCCGCCGCUAGUUCUCCUCUUCCUUCUUCCCUUCUUCCUCUACCUCUUCGUCUUCCGUCAAGAUCAAUCAAGAAAACCCACCAUCUACGGCCUAAAACCCUACCCACUUCUCGGCUACCUCCCGCAGUUCAUCAAGAACCGCCGCCGCUUCCUCGAAUGGACGACUGAAAUUCUCCUCGCAAGUCCGACGCGCACGAUGGGCUUCCGCAGCCUCGGGCAGGUCAGCGGCAUCAUCACUGCCGACCCUGCGAAUGUCGAGCACAUGCUAAAAAUCAACUUCAGAAACUACCCCAAGGGUCAGCGCACGUGCGCCUUGCUCGAAGAUUUUCUCGGCCGCGGAAUCUUCAACUCAGACGGGGAGCAUUGGAAGCGGCAGAGAAAGCUGGCGAGCCACGAAUUCAAUACGAAGACGCUCCGCAACUUCGUGGUGGAUGCCGUGCAGUUUGAGAUACAGUACAGACUGCUCCCGCUGCUGAAGAGAGCGGAAGAAAGAGAUGAGGUCGUCGAGCUGCAAGACGUUCUCGAACGCUUUGCGUUCGACAACGUCUGCAAGGUGGCGUUCGAUGCCGACCCCGCCUGCCUUCGUGAAGACGGCUUUGCCGGCGCGAACUCCGACUUCAUGCGGGCCUUCGGCGAAGCGCAGUUCCUCGUCGGAUGGCGGUUCAUGGACGCACUGAAGGUGACAUGGAGGAUCAAGAAGCUUCUCAAUGUCGGAUCGGAGCGGCGGAUAAAAGAGGCCAUCUCGAUCGUCCACAACUACGCUUCGGACAUCAUUCGGUCGCGAAGGGAGAGGCCUUUGGAUCAGAAGAGCGAUCUCCUGUCCCGAUUCGCAUCGUGCGAUGACCACUCAGAAGAGUUCCUCCGCGAUAUCGUGAUAAGCUUCCUCCUUGCAGGCCGCGAGACGACGUCGUCGGCACUGACAUGGUUCUUCUGGAUCGUAUCUACGAGACCCGAUGUAGAAAUGAAGAUAGUUGAAGAGAUUAAAUCAAUCAGAACCAGAAAUCCAAAUUCGAGCAAGACUUUCAGCUUUGACGAGCUACGCGAGAUGCACUACUUGCACGCCGCGAUAUCAGAAUCGAUGAGAUUAUACCCUCCUGUGCCUAUGGAUACGCAAUCAUGCGAAGAGGACGAUACAAUGCCGGAUGGAACGUUCGUGGGGAAAGGAUGGUUUGUGACAUACAGUGCUUAUGCUAUGGGGAGAUUGGAGAACAUAUGGGGCAAGGAUUGCGAAGAGUACAAGCCGGAGAGGUGGUUGGAAAACGGCGUUUUCCGGCCGGAGAGCCCGUUCCGUUACCCAGUGUUUCAUGCGGGGCCGAGAAUGUGCUUGGGGAAGGAGAUGGCUUAUAUACAGAUGAAGUCCAUUGUGGCUUGCGUGUUUGAAAGGUUUCAGCUUGUUAGUGUUGUGAAAACAAAGAGCACUCCUGAACAUGUGCUCUCGCUAACACUAAGAAUGAAAGGGGGUUUGCCUGUUCAGGUUACAAAGAGAGAGGAACAAAGGGUCUGUUAAUUAAGGCUGUGAGUGUUUAGUUUUAUAAAACUUCUUGGGACAAAAAGCAUUGCAGUUUUGUAACUUUUGUUUGCACUUCUUGGGACAAUGUAAUAUUCCAACAAGACUCGAUAAGAGUCUGCUGAAGCAACUGUUAGAUGAGAAGAACUUACAGAAUUGCAUGUCUUUUGUGUACCUUAUCUGUGGUUAAAAUGGAUUUUAAGAACAAUACCAAACAGGGUGUUGAGGCA
Molecule: messenger RNA, 1918 nt
Organism: Ananas comosus (pineapple)
Lineage: Eukaryota; Viridiplantae; Streptophyta; Magnoliopsida; Poales; Bromeliaceae
Product: cytochrome P450 94A1-like
Exons: 1
Coding region: 378-1688 (436 amino acids)
Molecular function (GO): heme binding; iron ion binding; monooxygenase activity
Source: RefSeq, a predicted model, not a curated record